AUGGAUGUUUCUUCCCUGAGGUACCCAUUGCCCGUAGCUGAUCGGGAAUUGAUCAGUGAGUUCAAGGUAAGCCGUAACUUUAUUCAAGCUGCAAAACCCUUACAAGGGAAGUACCCCAAGCGCGAUGACGCUCAGAUUUUGUUUAAACCUUGUACACACAUCGGGCAUAGACUCGAUAUCAAUUCCUGAAAGUUUUAGGUCGCGCUUUGCAGGCGCAGCCGAGAUAUUCAGCGAUCUUUGCCGCCGAGAGAGUACGCUAAACGCGGAGAGCGGUCAAAGAGAAAAACACUUUUUUGUCCAUAACGUUGCCAAUUUCGGACGAAAAAAAUGCUUUUUUUCUGGAAGCAUUAUUCUCAGCAAUAGAAUUAGGUAUGAGACUUUUCGUGCCAAAAUUCGGGAAAAAGUGUCAAUUUUUUGCCGACUUUAGAUCUAAAAAUCUCAGUUGUUUCCGCAAAACCAGGGCAAGGUUUUUCACAUAUAUCCUAGAAAAAAUUAUUCUAAAUUUGAGCCAAAUUUCAUCAAGAUCUAUGUGUCGCACUUGGGGUACUUCCCCUGUUAGGACAAGCAGGAAAAUUGCUGAUUUCAGGUCGAAAAAUGGAAAAAGACCAUCUCCGUGGUGAAAGCAAUCGCCGAAGACUUGGAAAUUGUGGCCAAAUUCUUUGUAGAAGUGCAGCUCGCUGAGAUGCCGUUUAGCAAACAUCUGAGUAAAACAAACUUUUUUUUGACGUGCGAAGAGAUUUCGCGCGAUGAAUGAAAAUGCACAGUGCAAGGUCCUUAGACAGGCCGGCACUGUGCGAAAAAAGGCAAAAUGCACUGUGCGACGCGUCAAAAAGCCUACGAAUCUUUGAAAAAAAUGUAGCCUGUACAACGAAUUGUUGGGGACCUAAAAAAAUUUUUUUGUUAUAGAAAAGUUUUGUUGUACAGAGGUUUUUUUGCCCGAAAACUGACUCUUAUGCCUUGUGAAAUUGUUCGUUAUACAGGGUGCGGCAAAAAAAUGGAAACUUAUUUUUAUAGCUAUAUUUUUCCUAGCAAUCCAAAUUCCGCAAAAGUAACGGUCAUCUUCAAUAACAUAGAGCAUUGUUUAUAACAUAUUCAACCCGUUUUACCGUGGCUGCUUUUUGUGGCGAGGUAGAGCUCCAAACGUGACUUAAAAUUUUGGCCUUUUGGCCGCAGCUUUUUUCGGGGAAAUCGGUCCCGUUCUUGACGCAGCGAUUACUUUGCGACUCCAAACUUUUGUGGCGUGUAGUACAGAUGCUGGCCUCCAAUUGAAAAAAAAUUACAGUCCAUUGGAUUUAUACCCGGCGAGCAGGCGCUCUUUUCGCAGACGGGGUGAAAUCGGGAAAAUCGUCUCAAAAUCGGUCUUGACUCGUUGUUGCCCUGUGAGUCGGCGCUGAGUCUAGUUGGAACGUCAAAUUUGUGCUGCCAAGGUUCUACUGAGCCAACAGAAGCAUGAGGAAAUCGAAGUUAACCCGGCGCUAGAAUUUUGCCCGCUUGAUCCACGAAAAUCUCGGAAUUCUUGCCGCUGGCACAAAUUCCGCCUUAGGCGAUGACGGCCCUUAUUUUGACGGUGUUCGUCGUUAGCCGACGUGCAGGGGGCCUCAUUGGAUUGGACUAUGACGUUCUGUUGGUUGUGCACCCGCCAAAGAUUGCACCGCGAAUGGAAUGCGCUCCCAUCGCGGACCUGCGGCCCGACGUCGGAAUUUUCGGCAUUUUUUCAGGCGUACGGGCUUGAUCUUGCCGAUUAGGAGUUGGGCAUUUCAGACCUUGCGUGGGGAGACUUUGAGUUGAUUUUUAGCUAUUUGGCCGACUGGUCGGUCGCUGAUGCCGGUCUCACGGGCAAUUUUUUCUCGAAAUCGACGGAUUUCGCUAUUGAUGACUCUGCGGCUGGCAGAAGUGUGGGCGGUGCGUUUUCUUUCGCUUACUGGACGCUUAAAAUUGGCAAAAAGCUCCCUGCAUUGUGUGAUUACUUUGGACACAACGUGCUUUCUAUGCCGGGCAAAUUAACAGUUCGCACAGGUAAAAAAACAGGUCCGAAAUCGAGGUCCCUCUGUUUGUCAUUCAAAAAAAGAAUGUUAAUAAACCGAUAUGGACAUGAAAUUAUAAGGUCCAGGAGAGAAAGCUACGUAGAAUUUAAUGGUAUGAAAAUAAUUUUGCUGCACUUAAAAAUUUUUGCGUCAGGACCCAAUGAAAAAAGUUUCCAUUUUUUUGCCGCACCCUGUACAUAUUGGCAUAUCAGUCUGUCGGGAAAAUAAUAUGCGAAAUGUCGCUGCGCCGAUCGUGUCGUUGAAGUGGAAAGCAAUUUGAUUUUGCCGCGACAAAAUUAAUUUUGUCGGUGAUGAUGCGAUUUUCGAUGCGACAGAGUGCUCAUUAUUUUCCCGACAGACUAAUAAAAUUUAUUUUUUUUUUCAGACUUUCCCUUUGAAGAAAACAAAGACAAGUUUAUGGCGAUAAUUCGAGACGAAGUUGAGUCAGGCAGAACCUUGUUGGCCCUCCUCGACAACCACAUUGUCGGGUUUCAAGGCUCAACAAAGGAGGAGGUGAGGCCAGAGGAUCAAGGAGUCGAUGAGAUUCCGGCGGAUUAUGCGGAAUGUAAGGAUAAUUAAAAUGGCUAUAUUAGUCCGUCAGGAGAGUCGCCGGACUGAUCUUUGGCGUUUGCACUGAUCGAAAAAAGUCAGAGUGCGAGCGACAGCCGAAAAAAGCCUAUUGCACCGUGCAAAAAGCAAGAAAAUGCACUGUGCAAAGAAAAUUUUUGUUUUUGCACAGUGCGUGUCGCCGGACUGAUUUCCGCGACAUGCACUGUGCAAAAACAAAAUUUUAUUUUGCACUGUGCAAUUUCCGGCUUUUUGCACCAUGCAAUGACUUUUUUGGCUGUCGCCCACACCUUGAUUUUUUUCGCUCAGCGCAAACGUCAAAUAUGAGUCCUAAGACUUUUCGGACGGACUAGUAUACGAUAAAACCUCUGUACAACAAAUUCCGUUACAACAAAACCUCUUUAUAACGAACAAUUUUGGAAGCAUCGGGAGUCAACUUAUACUAAAAUUAACCCCUUUAUAACAAACCUCCUUCCAUAACAAAUAACAUUUUUUUGGAACCCUCCCAAUUUGUUGUAAUCUAAUGCCAGUCGGUCGGGAAAAUAAUGUGGGUUUGUCACGCCUUGGAAUCGCCCAUCAUCGCUUUGCGAUAGCUUACCGUGGCUGGAAAUUUUGACAGCGUCUUGCGAUGAGCCGAUAAAUUUUGCUGCGACAAAUCCACAUUAUUUUCCCGACAUAUUGAUAUUAUUCACCCCAUAUGUUUUGACUGUUCAGUAGCCGAGAAACUCUAUCCCCAACGUCCUCCUGACCUACAAAUCUUCCUCACCACGCUGCAUGAGGUCGAAAGAUUUGCCAAACAUCACAUUCCGGUAGGGCCUUACAUUCGAAUCGCUCGGAUUGGCGUCCAAAAAGAGUUUGGAGGCCAGGGAAUUGGGCUCAAGUUAUGGACCGAAGCGCUAAAGCUGGCCAAAGCGGAGGGCUUGGAAUGGGCUUCGGCCGAAUGCGCGGCCGUUUAUUCGACGAAAAUCGCGAACAAGGUGAGUGAAAGAGCAUCGGAAAUGCAUACAGUGGCACCACUGUACAACGAACUUUUGUACGAACAAACUUGUCUAUUGGUUCUUCCAUAAAGUGCGCAGACUUUUCGUAAUCUUGACUGUGCAAGUGUUAACUGUUUAUCUUUUUGUAAAAUUAAACGCAUUACAGCUUGGAAUGCCGACCGUUUUCACCUUGCCAUUUGGUAAGAUCAUUUUCCAUGGCAAACAACCUUAUCCGUCAGUUUUGGAAGACGGCUUGACUGGAUUAAAUUUAACUGUUGGGAGAUUUAUUGUCUGA
This is a messenger RNA of Bursaphelenchus xylophilus (pine wood nematode), 3863 nucleotides long. The record is from the annotation of a GenBank genome assembly. NCBI's taxonomy places the organism in Eukaryota, Metazoa, Nematoda, Chromadorea, Rhabditida, Aphelenchoididae.